Messenger RNA from Diorhabda carinulata, 1842 nucleotides. It is a transcript of the gene l(2)37Cd, whose product is annotated as general transcription factor 3C polypeptide 5. Gene Ontology annotation, biological process: transcription initiation at RNA polymerase III promoter. The record is from RefSeq and is a predicted model, not a curated record. The transcript has 9 exons. Bases 150 to 1715 code for a protein of 521 amino acids. NCBI's taxonomy places the organism in Eukaryota, Metazoa, Arthropoda, Insecta, Coleoptera, Chrysomelidae. Gene Ontology annotation, cellular component: transcription factor TFIIIC complex.
AAACGUGAUAUCAACUAUUAUUCAAAUUAUUUCAAGUAUUCGCAAGAGCCAAAAUUGGGAGUUUAGUAGAUAAAAUGUACUUCAAUAUAAAAAGAAGAAGAAAUUGUCUUUUGAAUUUUUUUUUUCAAAAUUUGUAUAUUUAAAAGAAAAUGAGUGGGAAAAGCGAUAUACAAAAUGAUAAAAGUAAAUCAAGUGAAGCGUUAGAUGAGAAUCUUUCUGGUAUCGAUAGGAAGGAUAUAUACAAAUUAGAUAGAAAAUUUGUUAGGAUUGAAUAUCCUGGAAUAGUAAAAAAUGUUUCUAAAGCUAUAGAAACCUUAGGAGGAAUAGGUAACAUUGAAAUGGUCAUUUCUGACCCAAGAAAAAAAUUAGAAUUAAGAUUUCAUCCAGAUAAUAAAUACAACAAACCAUGUAGCGCUGAUAGAGAUAAUACCUCAGGUUUACUUGUUAAAUUCAAGAAAAAAGGAGAAGAAUAUGAUUAUGAAAUUCUAGGAUAUGUAUAUGAGAAUUUUAAAUUUAACAAGGCAGUUGAUUUUCAGUUUCUUCCAAUUGUGCAGGAUGAAGAAUCCGAAACGGCGGAAUAUAUAUAUGAUAAAAUGUUUCCGAAAAAAUUACCAAAUUUGGAUUUUUUAGUGUCUACAGAAUCUGCGUCCCAACCAUCAUUUCUUCUUCCAUCUACAUUUUCUCGUUAUGAAACAACGCGUCAAACAUUAUAUUUAAACGCCGGUGAAAAAUUCAGUUUGGAGACUAAUUAUAGACCAAGUUUACUCAAGAUAUUCGAGAAAAAACGAAAAGAAAAAAAUCCCUACAAACAAUUAUCGCAUAUAGUUAAUAUAAUGGAUCCAAACUUGGAAAUACCAAAAGAACCAAAGGAAUUGGUAUAUAAGAUUGUAAAAGAGAAAUGUUUAGAAGAUGAUUACUUAAAUGUAAAAAAGCUAUUCGAUGAGAGACCAAUUUGGACAAAACCUGCAAUACAACAUUUAACAGGAAUCAAUGCUGAUAGUGCAAAGGUGCUUCUACCAGCACAUGCAUAUUAUUGGAGUACUGGACCUUUUAGAACGACUUGGACUAAAUUCGGACAUGAUCCGAGAACUAAUUAUGCUUAUAGGAUAUACCAAACUUUAGAUUUUAGGAUUAGAGAAAGUGAAGGGUCGCAAAUUAUAAUAAGAAGUAGAAAAAAACAAAAUUCAAGGAAUAAAUUAGGGGAAAAUCAUUAUAUUUUAAGCAAAGAUUAUAUACCACCUGGAAGACAGAUGUUUUAUCAGUAUUGUGACAUUAAACUACCAGAAAUUCAAGAAAUGUUACAAAGAUUACCUAAAAUACCCGGUAAUAAAAAAUUCGACUCGAAAAACGGUUGGUUACCAGUUAAUUUUUCUGACCAAUGCCGCGAAAUAGCCAACAGAUACAUGUUGGAGAGAGUGCAUCAGGAAUUAUUAGCCGGUAGUUCUUCAGCGCAGUCCAAUCCAGAAAAAGAUACACAAGAAGAAGAUGACGAAGAAAAUUUGUUGAAUUAUUCCGGUAGAAUGUUGAAUAUGAUGAAAGGACAAGUGGAUAUGUCACAAGAAGUCGUUGUACUAUCAGAUGAAGAAGAUAAUGAACAGAUCGAUGAUAUUAGUCCGCAAUUAGAAGAUGACGAAGUACCAAGUGAUAAUUCCGAGAUGGAAUUAGAUAUGGAAGCACUCGAAGAAAUUAAUCAAUUAAUAUCGAACACAGAAUAAAGGUAAUUGUUAUAGUGAAUAAAUAAUAUUUUUAUCUUAAUUUUUUUCAAAAUUUUUCUCUGUUUAAUGCAUAAUUUUUUAAAAUCUGUUGAUGUGAUAAAGUAAUAAAACGAAAUAUUGAAAAAAA